Molecule: messenger RNA, 2345 nt
Organism: Glossina fuscipes
Lineage: Eukaryota; Metazoa; Arthropoda; Insecta; Diptera; Glossinidae
Gene: Trm7-32
Product: putative tRNA (cytidine(32)/guanosine(34)-2'-O)-methyltransferase 1
Exons: 7
Coding region: 1264-2250 (328 amino acids)
Biological process (GO): cytoplasmic translation; tRNA methylation
Cellular component (GO): cytoplasm
Molecular function (GO): tRNA methyltransferase activity
Source: RefSeq, a predicted model, not a curated record
GAUGAAAAAACUACAUACCAAAAAAUAAUUUAAAAAAAUUUUCUGAAUAGAGGGCAGAACAACUUUUUGCGGGGAUUGUUAACAAAAUAGUUUAGUAAAUACAUAAAAACGAAGAUAAAUUUAUCUGCCUACGUUGACAGCCUCGUCAGCCAUUGCUACUUCGUCGGUUGGCGCUUUACUGAUUUUUUUUUUCCCUGAAUACCAUAAAAAUGAAACACCACAAGCUAUGUUGACCGCAAAUGUAAACAAAGCCAGGUGGAAGAAGAUAGCUUCAUUUUUCACGUUACCGCCGGAAGGUUAGUGGAAUAUUUAAAUAUUCAAAUCUGCAGUUAGUUGUAUAUUAGCGGCACUAACAUCAGAUGUAUGCACAUGGAAACUCGGCGGAAGAUCCAAUGUGUCGUCUAUAUCGAUUGACAAAAGCGGGAUCUAUUAUGAAUGACAAAAGUUUGAGGAAGUGCCUUUCAAAUAAUUAUAGAUAUAAAUGCCGCAGACGGUUCAGUCGGACAUAAUGUAUCUGGCCUAUGUAAAAUAGUACAUCGAGUCAAAGUGGUGGAGCGGAUAACAUUUAGUCUAUAAGAUUUAAGAUAUAAAUGCCGCUGACGGUUCAGGCGAACAUAAUGUAUCUGGCCUAUGUAAAAUAGUACAUCGAGUCAAAGUGGUGGAGGAACUUUCCUCUCACUUUUGUUGAGUUGGUCGACAUCAGACUUGCUUUAUUAGAAAAGCUAAUUUACAGUUUUAGAUUUUUUUCUACUUUCUCUUUCUUUUGCGUGCUAUCAUUUUCUAUUACUAUAGCAUUGCUUUUCGUUUUCAGCCAAAGUUUGCAGCACUGUUGAAUUUCAACAACUCAACCAGACAAUUACACACACACACACACAAUUACACUUAAAAUACCGGCUCCAGUCAUUACGGCCGCUCUUUUCUUUGUUGCGUUUUAUAUAUAUUUGUGACCAAAAUUACGACAGAUUAUUGUGUGGACAUCUAUUGGCUUAAUCCAUCUCUACUCAGCAAACCAAAAAAAAAAGAAAACGUUUAGAGAAAAUAGAAUAUUGCCCGAAAAAUAAACGAAUAUUUGCUGUGAAUUCUAUGUAAAAAUCCAUGAUUUUAGGCAUUUUUUUAGAAGCAAGUUGCAUGUAUUUGAAAACAUUUGUAGCGAAUGUUGUUGAAAAUGUGUUCGAUUUUAUAGUGGUUGUUCAGUGAUUUUUCUUCGAUGCACUGCUGCUAUUGAUUUACUUAAGCAACUUACUAACAAUUUAAAUAAGGGAAAUGGGUAAAACUUCAAAGGACAAAAGAGACAUUUACUAUCGCUUAGCUAAAGAAGAAGGUUGGCGUGCUCGUAGUGCUUUCAAACUGUUGCAAAUUGAUGAAAAGUUUGUUAUAAUAGACGGAGUCACGCGUGCAGUGGAUUUAUGUGCAGCCCCUGGAAGUUGGUCUCAAGUUUUAUCGAAACGUUUAUAUGAAAACCGUUCUGGCAACGAAGAUGUAAAGAUUAUAGCUGUGGACUUGCAGGCAAUGGCACCGUUGAAUGGCGUUACCCAAAUACAAGGUGACAUUACUAAAUUGAGUACCGCUCAAUCGAUCAUAGAACAUUUUGGAGGUGAAGAUCAAAAAGCUCAGCUUGUAGUGUGCGACGGUGCUCCCGAUGUUACGGGCUUACACGAUAUCGAUGAGUACAUACAAAGUCAAUUAUUGUUGGCUGCUUUAAGUAUUACUACGCAUGUCUUAAUGCCGGGUGGUACGUUUGUGGCCAAAAUUUUUCGAGGCAAAGACACUAGUUUGUUGUAUUCACAGUUACGUAUAUUUUUCGAAAAAGUUUCAAUUGCUAAACCGCCUAGCUCACGGAACUCUAGUAUAGAGGCCUUUGUAGUUUGUCAAAACUAUAAUUGCCCUGAAGGUUAUAUACCGCAAAUGAUAAAUCCCAUGGUGGACGAUGUUAAAGUUAUCGCUGGGGCUACCGAUUCAAAAAUAAAUCGGGAGCUAAUACCUUUUGUUGUAUGCGGAGAUUUAAAUGGCUUCGAUUCGGAUAUGUCGUAUAAUUUGAAUCUUGAAAAGAAUGUUGAAUACACUUACCACGAAGUAGUACAAAAACCAAUCUCACCUGCUUAUAAAGAGAUAUUAGACAAGCUAAAAAAUUUUUCGAUAAAACACACCGCAAUAACGGUAACGCAUUGCGCAGGUGAAGAAAAGUCAAAGGAAAAUGAAUCGCAAUCGUCCGCUCAGGAAGAAAACACAUUAGCAAAUACAGCAGAUUAAGCAAUAUAAUUAAGUAAUAUAAUUCAUAUGCAAUAUAACACAUAACAUUACAGAUACAUUAGCAAGAAACCUCUUUAACUGAUGGCAGCAGCUGC